Messenger RNA from Diuraphis noxia (Russian wheat aphid), 424 nucleotides. RefSeq names its product bifunctional glutamate/proline--tRNA ligase-like. Gene Ontology annotation, cellular component: cytoplasm; aminoacyl-tRNA synthetase multienzyme complex. Gene Ontology annotation, biological process: prolyl-tRNA aminoacylation; glutamyl-tRNA aminoacylation; translation. Gene Ontology annotation, molecular function: proline-tRNA ligase activity; glutamate-tRNA ligase activity; ATP binding. The record is from RefSeq and is a predicted model, not a curated record. NCBI's taxonomy places the organism in Eukaryota, Metazoa, Arthropoda, Insecta, Hemiptera, Aphididae.
CAAUUGAAAAGAAUUUAGAACUGUGGAAACAAAUGGUUUUAGGUACAGAAAUCGGUCAAAAGUGUUGUGUUCGAGCAAAAAUUGAUAUGCAAUCAGCAAAUGGAUGUUUACGGGAUCCUACAAUAUAUCGUUGCAAACCUGAAYCCCAUCCUAGAACUAGUGAUAAAUAUAAGGUAUAUCCAACUUAUGACUUUGCUUGUCCUAUUGUGGAUAGUCUUGAAGGUGUCACUCAUUGUUUGCGUACUACAGAGUAUACUGAUCGUGAUGCACAAUAUUAUUGGUUUUGUGAUGCAUUAAAACUUGGUACUCGGGGCAAUGAAACCAGACCUUAUGUGUGGUCAUAUUCAAGAUUAAAUAUGACUAAUACUGUUCUGUCGAAAAGAAAGUUGACUUGGUUUGUUGAACAAGGCUAUGUAGACGGGUG